Molecule: messenger RNA, 1270 nt
Organism: Thunnus maccoyii (southern bluefin tuna)
Lineage: Eukaryota; Metazoa; Chordata; Actinopteri; Scombriformes; Scombridae
Exons: 3
Coding region: 132-746 (204 amino acids)
Source: RefSeq, a predicted model, not a curated record
CUUGUCCUAGUAACAUUUCCUGCUCGCCUCAGUGUCCUGAAGGCGUGCAUGUCCUUGAGGGGAAGGCAGGUUGCAGACAAUCACCUUUUCAGCAUAGCAGCACAGUUGUUUUGUUCGCACCAAGUCACAGGAUGGUCAAUCUCCCACCUGUAGGCAAUCUCAUCUAUACCAGAGAUGAGCCCAAUGUGGGUGGUUUCAUCUGCAAACUUCAGGAGCUUGACAGACUGAUGACUGGAGGUGCAGCUGUUGGUGUACAUGGAGAAGAGAUGUGGAGAAAGGAGGCAGCCUUGAGGGGAACCAGUGCUGGGAGUCAGAGAUGUGUUUCCUCAGCUUCACGUGCUGCUUCCUUUCAGAAGGAAGUCGGUGAUCCACCUGCAGCUGGACUCAGGCACGUGCAGCUGGGAGUGCUUGUCCUGCAGCAGAGCUGGGAUAAUGGUAUUAAAGGCGGAGCUGAAAUCCACAAAAAGGAUCCUGGCAUAGGUUCCUGCAGUGUCCAGGUGCUGGAGGAUGAAGUGGAGGGCCAUGUUUACUGCAUCAUCCACAGACCUGUUGGCUCUGUAGGUGAACUGCAGGGGGUCCAGGAGUGGGUCUGUGAUGGCUUUAAGUUGCAGAGUCUGGCAGUGAGAAUGCAGUGGAAUCAUCUGUAUCUCCAAAAGGAGACAAGAUUCACUUGGGAGAAGAAGUUUGAGUUAGCAAGGAGGCCUGGAGAAGGAGUCCUUGUGAAGGAGUUGGCACUGGCAUUCUAGGGCACUAAAACACUGGGGGGAAAGAGCCUUACAGUGGAAGGAAUGCCCCACCACAAAAACCACCAGGCAGCCUUCAACCCCACAGAAACUCCAAACAUUGAAAGUUAUGUCAUUCUUGGUAGAAGUAGCCAUGUGGUCUUUGUGGGAUGCCAAGGACUGGGUUAUUUGAUAUGGAGUAUUUUUUUUUUUUCUUUGUCCUGGUGUGACAGAACCAUCACUGUUUAUCACUGUUUUUCUUUUCAGUCUGCGUCAAGGAGUGGCUUCUCAACUAACAUUUGGAGGAGACAGAGUUGCAGGCCAGAUGGGGAAAGGCUGGAUGGUACAUAACUGAAAAAAUGAUGUACAUUAACAAACGACAAAAAAAAGCCACUUAAAGACUGAGAAUGUGAGCACUACCCAUGGUUACUUGAAGGUUACUUGAACCUAAAUGCAUGUUUUGACGUUAAAUGCAAAUGUUAGGGUAAAUUGAUGUUGAUGUGUAUCAUUUAUUGUAAUUUGCUUGUUGCUCUUUGUUAAAUAAUCAU